This is a messenger RNA of Daucus carota subsp. sativus, 2218 nucleotides long. RefSeq lists its product as uncharacterized. Lineage: Eukaryota; Viridiplantae; Streptophyta; Magnoliopsida; Apiales; Apiaceae. The coding region runs from base 489 to 2054 and encodes 521 amino acids. The record is from RefSeq and is a predicted model, not a curated record. The transcript has 2 exons.
CUUGACGGUGCCAAUAAGCUGCUUUAGACCAAAAUCAAAACACACCAAAAAUUAUUGAGUAAGAUUUUCAGCUGAAUCUCAUUUCUGAAUCCCUCCCCUCACCCGAAAAUGAAAUCGUUAUCUGAGUACUUGAGAAGUUUGUGUCACACGUUAAAAGAGGACGAGAUCAUAGAAGCAGAUGCUAUCUGCGGAGUGUGCCAAAAAUCAGCCGUGGCCUCUUCUGCAUACACCAUUCAUGACGCUACUGAAACGUACUACGUGCACAAGACUUGUUCCGAAUUUCCCGUGUCAGUUAAUUAUCAUCCGCAUCCACUGACAUUAGAAGCGGAUCUCGUUAUUGGAGAUGCAGCUGCAUGUCAUGUUUGCAAUGAUCCCGUUAUAGGCUCUCCUACAUAUACCUUAGCCGCGAUGUUAAUGAUGAUUGUGGAAGCUUCUACUUGCAUAAAAGUUGUGCAGAACUAUUACCGCAAAUCCAUUACCAUAAGCACAUGAUGCAUCCUCUUUCUCUGUUACCACGCCCUGCUGAUUACUCUUGUGAUGUUUGUCGUCGUGUUGUGAAGGUCUCUUAUGCGUGCGUUGAGUGUGAGUUUGAUGUGUGUGUGUUUUGUGCUUUGGAACAGAGAGUGCUUCAUCAUCCAGGACACAAGGAGCACGCGCUAACAUUGAUGAAGAAGGAAGCCUAUUUUGAGUGUGAUGCCUGUCAUGAGGAAGCUAAAGACUCUUCGUAUGUAUGCACAAUAUGUGAGUUUUGGAUCCACGAGAGCUGUGCGUUUUCCCCCUCCAUUAUUCCGGCUCCAACUUAUCACCAUCACCCUCUCACUCUCGUCUACUCUAUUCCUGACAUUCAUCGCUAUUUUCCCCGGUUCUGUGGUGUCUGCCACCAAUAUGUUCACAAGAGCUACUGGGUGUAUUAUUGCCACAAGUGCACAUAUUUUGUGCACAUGAAAUGUUCUACAUCCACAAUAUCCAUGGUAAAUGAGAUUGAAGCAGAUGAUGACGUCGAUGAUGAACCUGAUUUGGUACAAUUUCCGCUGCCUAGCCAGGAAUCAAUAUUUGAUCUCAUUGUGACUCAGUGUUGCAAGUCCCAAGCCAACUUUAAAGGUGAAGGUGAAAUCAGUGUUGCUAUGUCGACAAUACCUAAUAGUCCGCGCCUAAUUGAAAAACAUUGGAGUCACAAGAACCAUCCAUUGCAGCAGCUCCAAUUUACUAUUGGUCAGAAUAGCAAUGAUGAAAAUGAUGAUGACAUAAGAGCGCUGAUAUGCGAUGGGUGUAUUCAACCUAUAACUGUUUCCGAUCCAUCUUAUUACGCUUGUAUCCAAUGUGGAUUCUUUCUCCAUUCCUUCUGUGCGACUAUGUUGCCACAAGAGUUGCCUGUGGGAGCGUCCUCAUUUCAUCCAAAUCAUUCUCUCUUACUCCAGAAAGGGGAUAAAUUCUAUAGUAUUGUCGAAUGUGGAGUCUGUUGCCUUGCCACGAAUGGAUUCUACUAUCAGUGCCAGACUUGUGAUAUCUAUGUUGAUAUCCGUUGUGCAUUUUUACCCAGAAGGAUAAAACAUAAAUCUCACAAACACCACUGCCUUGUUCAGCGACAGUCUUCUGAAUCCAUAUGCAGCGUAACCAGGUUUCGAAUUGGGAAGGGGAUGGAAUAUGCAUGUGAAACCUGCAGUAGCUUCCUGAUUCAUAUAUAUUCCGCAAUUUUUCCAAGCAGGAUGGAACACAAAUAUGAAACCCAUCCGAUAACUUUGAGAAGUCCUCCAUUCUUUUACGAGGGAGUAUUUUACUGUGAAAUAUGUGAAGAACAAGUUGACAACCAAUACACGCUCUAUCAUUGCAGUGAAUCUGAUCACUCUUUCCACUAUUAUUGCUUCGGUUUGCUCAUAAAUAUCAAGUUAGGAGGGACCAUCAAAGUUGAUAUUGGGGGUGAACCACACACACUUGCAUUAGUCUAUAAGACGGUUACAAGAAAGAACUUGACAUACACUUGUUCCAAUUGUGCAGGCUCCUACGAUUCCUCCUAUUUUGCAUUGGAAUGUGAUGGUUGUGGUUAUCUUGUAUGAUACAAGUGUGUCCUCACCCCCCUUGGGCGAAUAAUUGUGAGAAGUAGAUCCAGCACUAAUACAUCGUAAAUAGCCUGUUUUGUUGUACUGAUCCUAUAAGAGCUAUUGAUUCUAUGUAUUCUUCCAUCGUUACCUUCAAUUAUACUGGUAAUAGCAUUUCGUUA